Messenger RNA from Camelina sativa (false flax), 1338 nucleotides. Its product is annotated as protein REVEILLE 3-like. Lineage: Eukaryota; Viridiplantae; Streptophyta; Magnoliopsida; Brassicales; Brassicaceae. Gene Ontology annotation, molecular function: DNA binding. The record is from RefSeq and is a predicted model, not a curated record.
UGUUUCAAACAGUUAUAUGGUGACGAUAGUAAAAUCCUAGUGAAGCUCAUUGUUAUCCCUACGAAUAUGAAUUUAGCUGGUUUCAACACUCUUACCCACACCCAAACGGCAACGACGAUACCAGUGACCGCAAGGAAAAAUAUGAUGUCGUUUUCUGAGGAUCCGACGAAGAAGAUUAGAAAGCCGUACACAAUCACCAAGUCUAGGGAGAACUGGACGGAGCAAGAACACGACAAGUUCGUUGAAGCUCUCCAUUUAUUUGACCGGGAUUGGAAGAAGAUCGAGGCCUUUGUUGGAUCCAAAACGGUGAUCCAGAUACGAAGCCACGCACAAAAAUACUUUCUCAAAGUUCAGAAGAAUGGGACUAACGAACAUCUCCCACCUCCUCGACCAAAGAGGAAAGCCAAUCAUCCUUAUCCACAGAAGGCUCCUAAAUCUGUUGCUCUUACAUCGUCCAACGCAUUGCUUCAGCAUGACUACUUAUACAACACUAAUUCACGGCCAGUGAUUAGUAGCACUCCUAAGCAUGGAUUAGUGCGUUGCACGCCAAAUUCAGUGAUUAAAGAGGAACUGGGAGUCACAGAGAACUGUUGCAGUACUAGUACUAGUAGAGAUAAGCAGAGAACUCGAACCCUUACAGAGAAAAAUGACCAAGAAAGUUGUGGGAAGCCACAUAGAGUGAUGCCUAAUUUUGCUGAAGUUUACAGCUUCAUAGGAAGUGUAUUUGAUCCUAAAACAACAGGUCAUGUCCAAAGAUUAAAGCAAAUGGAUCCAAUAAACCUAGAAACGGUCCUCUUACUGAUGAGAAAUUUGUCUGUAAACCUGAGGAGUCCUGAGUUUGAAGAACAACGGAAGUUGAUAUCAUCAUACAACGCCAAAUAGAGAUUUAAGUAGAAUGAGAAGAAAGAGAAGAGACCAUUACUCUAUCCAGUGGUAUUAGGCUCAGUGUCUAGAGUCUCAUGUCGAGCUCACAUUACCUGAGACUAUAUGACUAGACCAAAAGAUUGAGGCGGUUGUACAUAAAAGUCACAUCAUAGUAGACAUAUCAUAAAAGUCCGUGUAGAAAGGCAGACACUAGCGUUUGUUUUUGUAAUAUUCAAUUGUUACUUUAGUUUUUUUAUACGGAAUGGACUACGGCAUUACUGGUUUCAUCCCUACUUGAAGACUACGGACGGAAGACCAGCUGAAGCUUGGUGGUUAUUUAUUUAAGGGGAUAGCUGAUCGAAUAGGUUACGUGCCUGAACAUGUAUGUUUAUAUGCUAAAACACAUACUUCAACAUAGUAUAAGUAAUUCCCACACACAAGGAAAAAGUUUUUGGUACUCCACAUAACUCAUUA